Molecule: messenger RNA, 450 nt
Organism: Paramuricea clavata
Lineage: Eukaryota; Metazoa; Cnidaria; Anthozoa; Malacalcyonacea; Plexauridae
Source: the annotation of a GenBank genome assembly
AGGACAAGGUUCCUGGCGCUGAGUACAAGGUUCCUGCCGCUGAGGACAAGGUUCCUGGCGCUGAGGAAAAAGGUCCUGGCGCCGAGGACAAGGGUCCUGGCGCUGAGGACAAGGGUUCCUGGCGCUGAGGACAAGGCUCCUGGCGCUGAGGACAAGGUUCCUGGCGCUGAGGACAAGAUUCCUGCCGCUGAGGACAAAGUUCCUGUCGCUGAGGACAAGGUUCCUGGCGCUGAGGACAAGGUUCCUGGCGCUGAGGACAAAGCUCCCGGCGCUGAAGACAAGGCUCCUGGCACUGAGGACAAGGGUGCUUGCGCUGAGGACAAGGUUCCUUGCGCUGAGGACAAGGUUCCUUGCGCUGAGGACAAGGUUCCUUGCGCUAAGGACAAGGUUCCUGCCGGUGAGGACAAGGUUCCUGGCGCUGGGUGCAAGGGACAAGGCUCCUGGCGCUGA